AUGGCGUCUGAAGAGCCCACCACCGUCGCCGUUGAGCAGCCCAUCGUGGAGGAGCCGGCCGCCGUCGACACUCUCCCACCCGUUGUCAAUGAGUCCGAAGAGCCCGCUGCUAAGCCCAAGAAGGCUCCCAAAGAGCCCAAGGCCAAGAAAGCUCCUGCCAAACCCAAAACUCACCCCACCUAUGAAGAGAUGGUGAAGGAAGCGAUUGUUGCUUUGAAAGAGAAGACCGGUUCGAGCCAGCACGCGAUUGCGAAGUUCAUUGAAGAGAAGUACAAGAACCUUCCCUCGAACUUCAAGAAGAUUUUGCUGGUUCAGCUUAGGAAGCUUGUUGCUUCUGAUAAGCUUGUUAAGGUGAAAGCUUCCUACAAGAUACCGGCGAAGUCCUCUGCUCCAAAGCCCGCCAAGAAGUCUGCUGCUUCCAAGCCCAAAGCCAAGCCCAAGGCUAAACCAGCUGCCAAGUCAAAGUCCAAGCCUGCUGCAAAAGCCAAGCCUGCUGCAAAGGCCAAGCCAGCUGCAAAAGCCAAGCCUGCUGCGAAAACCAAGCCAGCUGCUAAGGCAAAGCCUGCUGCCAAAACGAAACCUGCUGCCAAGCCUGUAGCCAAGCCAGCUGCAAAGGCUAAACCAGCUGCCAAGACCAAGCCAGCUGCAAAGGCUAAACCAGCUGCUAAGGCCAAGCCGGCUGCUAAGGCUAAGCCAGCUGCAAAGGCUGCAAGGACCUCGUCGAGGACUACACCAGGGAAAGCUGCUGCACCUAAACCAGCGGCGAAGAAGGCUGCACCUGUGAAGAAGACUCCGGUGAAAGCGGCGGCGAAGGCGAAGACUCCUGUGAAGAAGGCAGCGGCUAAGAAAGGCAAGAAGUGA
This is a messenger RNA of Vicia faba (fava bean), 861 nucleotides long. The record is from the annotation of a GenBank genome assembly. Lineage: Eukaryota; Viridiplantae; Streptophyta; Magnoliopsida; Fabales; Fabaceae.